AUGGCCGAUCCGGAGAACCAGAGCCCCGCGGAGCCCAGCCAGGCGGCAGCGGCGGCGGCCGAGAGCGCGGCCAAGCCCCGCAACGACUUCAUCGAGAGCCUGCCCAACUCCGUCAAGUGCCGCGUCCUGGCGCUCAAGAAGCUGCAGAAGCGCUGCGACAAGAUCGAGGCCAAGUUCGACAAGGAGUUCCAGGCGCUGGAGAAGAAGUACAACGAGAUCUACAAGCCCCUGCUCGCCAAGAUCCAGGAGCUCACCGGUGAGAUGGAGGGCUGCGCCUGGACCCUGGAGGGCGACGAGGACGAGGACGAAGAGUACGACGACGACGACGAAGACGGCGACGAGGAGGAGGACGAGGAGGCGGGCGCGGCGGCGCGGCGCCGCAACGACGGCCCCAACACCCAAGUGCCCGACGGCGCCUGCAAACUUUCUUUUAAAGAGGCCAUUUGUCAUCAGAACAUUCGUAUGCUGGAUAUUCUAGCAGCAUUGAUGUCAGAGAGACACAAGAAAGGUAAAAUGCUUCAGGCUGCUGCUGGCCGAACACAGCAGAGUGACUUACAGGAAAACACAUUUUAUCAAUUGCAAGAACACUCUAACAGCUUGUGUUACCAGAUCAAGUGCUCUGUUCUGCAUGUCACUGCCCGAGCCAUUCUUUCACGCCACUGGCAGCACACAGUAGGCUGGUUGACAGCAGCGUCCCCACGGCCACAGGUGAACUACGUCACACUACAAUGCUGCAACAGCUACGACACCACCAGGUGA
Messenger RNA from Dipodomys ordii (Ord's kangaroo rat), 759 nucleotides. It is a transcript of the gene Nap1l5, whose product is annotated as nucleosome assembly protein 1-like 5. Gene Ontology annotation, molecular function: chromatin binding; histone binding. Bases 1 to 759 code for a protein of 252 amino acids. Gene Ontology annotation, cellular component: nucleus; chromatin. The transcript has 3 exons. The record is from RefSeq and is a predicted model, not a curated record. NCBI's taxonomy places the organism in Eukaryota, Metazoa, Chordata, Mammalia, Rodentia, Heteromyidae. Gene Ontology annotation, biological process: nucleosome assembly.